Messenger RNA from Pyrus x bretschneideri (Chinese white pear), 2348 nucleotides. Its product is annotated as protein ESMERALDA 1. NCBI's taxonomy places the organism in Eukaryota, Viridiplantae, Streptophyta, Magnoliopsida, Rosales, Rosaceae. The record is from RefSeq and is a predicted model, not a curated record.
AUGCACCCAUACAACCGGCUACCGAGUAGCGGACACAACAGCCCAUCGCCGCCGACUUCGCCGCUCCGCUCGCCCCGGUUCCGACACGGCCGCUCCAAAGCGGGUGGUCGGUUCAACCAGCCGGGUCGGACCCUAAUCCAGCGCAUCGUCUGGAACCUCCUCUCCGUUCUAAUCCGCCGCCAGGGCUUCUUCCUAUUCGCCCCUCUCCUCUACAUCUCCGGCAUGCUCCUCUACAUGGGCUCCGUCUCUUUCGAGGUCGUUCCCGUCAUCUCACGUCGUCUCGCCCCCGGCUCCGUCUACCGCAGCCCCCAACUCUACGCCAAGCUCCGCCCCGAAAUGGAUGCCGAUAACUCCUCUGCCGAUGCGAUUUCAACUGUAUGGAAACAUUCCUAUAGAAGCGGCGAGUGGAGACCGUGUGUAAACAAAUCCUCUGGAGGUUUGGCUGAGUCAAAUGGUUAUAUAUACAUUGAGGCAAAUGGUGGUCUAAAUCAGCAGAGGACUUCAAUAUGCAAUGCAGUUGCUGUUGCAGGCUAUCUUAAUGCAACACUUGUAAUUCCCAAUUUUCACUUUCAUAGCAUCUGGAGAGAUCCAAGUAAAUUCAGGGAUAUUUAUGACGAAGAUCAUUUCAUCAGUAUGUUGGAAAAUGAUGUCCGCGUGGUUAACAAGAUUCCUGAAUAUUUAAUGGAACGCUUUGACCACAAUAUGACCAAUGUUUACAACUUCAGAAUAAAAGCAUGGUCACCCAUUGUGUAUUAUAAGGAAGCUGUUCUCCCAAAGCUACUUGAAGAAAAGGUUAUACGGAUUUCUCCUUUUGCAAAUCGAUUAUCAUUUGAUUCUCCUCCUGCUGUCCAACGGCUAAGAUGCUUGGCAAAUUAUGAAGCUUUAAAGUUUUCAAGUCCUAUACUAUCUUUGGGAGAAGAUUUGGUUGCAAGAAUGAAAGAGCGCAGCACAAAUUAUGGUGGAAAAUAUAUUUCUGUUCAUCUUCGGUUUGAGGAGGACAUGGUUGCAUUCUCUUGCUGUGUUUUCGAUGGUGGAGAGCAAGAAAAUGAAGAUAUGAAAGCAGCAAGGGAAAGAGGUUGGAGAGGGAAAUUUACCAAACCUGGCAGGGUUAUACGUCCUGGAGCAAUCAGGAUUAAUGGAAAAUGCCCCCUCACUCCCUUAGAGGUUGGCUUGAUGCUUAGGGGAAUGGGUUUUGAUAAGAACACAUUUAUAUAUUUGGUCGGAAAGAUAUAUAAUGCUGAGAAGACAAUGGCCCCAUUACUGGAAAUGUUUCCUAAUUUGCAGACAAAAGAGAUGCUAGCGUCAGAUGAAGAGCUUGCUCCAUUCAAGAAUUAUUCUUCCAGGAUGGCUGCGAUAGAUUACACUGUUUGUCUUCAUAGUGAGGUAUUUGUGACAACUCAAGGGGGGAACUUUCCCCAUUUCUUGAUCGGACACAGAAGAUACUUGUAUGGUGGACACUCAAAGACUAUCAGGCCCGACAAGCGGAAGCUAGCAUUACUCUUUGAUAAUCCAAAAAUUGGAUGGAAGACCUUCAGGCGUCACCUGCUGGGCAUGAGGACCCAUAGUGAUUCAAAGGGCUUUGAGCUCAAGAGGCCAAAUGACUCGAUAUAUUCCUUCCCAUGCCCUGAUUGUAUGUGCCGCACAAACAAGACAGAAGGUUCAAGAGCAGCAUCAGCUACAUGAUUUUGCUUGAAGAUGCUUGUGAUCACGUGAGCACACCUUACUGCUGACUCUCCUUUUGUGUUGCUAUUCUUUCAUUUUUUCCCCCUCCGUCCUGACGUGUAGAGGCAUACACCAAUUUUGGGAGAUACAAGGAAUUUGUUGGAGGUCACAUUUGCCUAAUUACUUACCCGGGAUUGUACGGUGAAGAAGUUGGAUGAUUUUGUAUAUGAUGUCAGAAGACAAGGUAGCGAGACACCAAUCCUUUCAUCACAAGAGUUUCCCGGUGUUUGACGGAGCAUUGUUUCAUAUCUGCAGCUGCUGUAUUUGACAAGCUGUGCACUGACAGAUCACAUUCCUUUCACACCCUGGUUUGGCCAUGCAUGUAGAUUAGUUAGAGUUUGAUCUGCAAGUGCAAAUAGGGUCAGGUUGGAUAAUUUUUGUACGUUUAUCCAAGAUCAGGGUAUUCGAUUUGAUUUUGAUUCUUUUUUUACUGUGUUCUUUCGGGGUUUCAUACAUGUAUCUUUGCCUGAUCUCUAUCCCCUUCCGUAGAAGUUUUAGUGUCGUUACUGUCGCUCCCAGGAUAUGUACUCAUCAGUAUAUACAUUAAUUUUUGUGAUCUAGGGAGCUUCAAUGUAUUUAGUUUGGCUUCAAAUUUUUUGAAAUUGCAGUGUGUUUCGUUUUCUUUU